This is a messenger RNA of Schizosaccharomyces octosporus yFS286, 986 nucleotides long. Its product is annotated as helper-TIM. The coding region runs from base 85 to 432 and encodes 115 amino acids. The record is from RefSeq and is a predicted model, not a curated record. Gene Ontology annotation, biological process: protein import into mitochondrial intermembrane space. Gene Ontology annotation, molecular function: zinc ion binding. The transcript is spliced from 3 exons. Gene Ontology annotation, cellular component: mitochondrial intermembrane space. Lineage: Eukaryota; Fungi; Ascomycota; Schizosaccharomycetes; Schizosaccharomycetales; Schizosaccharomycetaceae.
UUUCAUCCUUGCUUAACAAGCUUACAAUCGCUCCAUCUUAUGGGUUAUUGGGAGAUUUGCUAAACAAGUUUAAAAGCUUAUAUAAUGUGCAAGCACAUAUUAAACGCUCAAGUUUCCAUUCGUACAGCUUGUUGCCGCCGUUGGGUCGAUUGCAUUCAAUGCCAUGAUGAAGUCGCUGAUCACCCUCUACUCAGGACUCCAGAAAUGACUUUAAUAUGCAAGAAAUGCCGUAAAGCAUUUCGUGUUCAUUUCGGAGAGGAAAUGGACGAUAGCGACGAAUUUUGCCCCAACUGUGAUAAUCAUUAUGUUGUCAACGCCCUAACAGAACAACCUAAGCCAACGAAUCCUUUCCCAGAGGAUGUGGAUACCAGAAUGCUUCCCAACGAUAGAGAAUUAGAAGAACUGUUAGACGAUACCACUCACCUGGGUUGAGCGUUGCAGUUGCUAUUGUGAGAAAGCUUCUUCCAUUAUAUAUUAGACCAUCAUGGUUGUACGAACCAAUAAAUAAUUAUAAGUCUAUUUUGUCUUUUAUAGCAUCAUUUCAUAGAUUCAUUAUAUAUACGAACUAUCAAUUCUAAAGAAUAGAGCGUUGAUUAAGUUAUGCCUGUGGAAUAUGGUCGUGAUACGGGGAGAAAAAGAGAGGAAUGCCAGGUUUAUCAUAAAGGAUUAAAAAACUGUGUCAUUUAGCAAAUGUUUCUGUGUGUUAUAAAAAAAAAUCCGAAAAGUUACCAACAGAAACUGAAACAACAAAAAGAAUAGGUUCGUUAAAACAUCAUAAACUUACAUCCAACACAUAUACGAUGUUCGGUAUCUUGCGUAUUGGAAGGGGCAUUAUAGGAUCGAAGUAUUAGUACAAAUGAAUGGAAAAGAAGAAGAUAGUGUACUUCAGGCUUGCAUGGUAUAGUCAAUUUCAAAGUACGGAAGCAUGGUAGAAACAAAUUUUAGAAAGAGAACCAUGUACUGAUCUACGCGAAUCGGCUCGUUUC